Rotaria sp. Silwood2 is the source of this 498-nucleotide messenger RNA. NCBI's taxonomy places the organism in Eukaryota, Metazoa, Rotifera, Eurotatoria, Philodinida, Philodinidae. The record is from the annotation of a GenBank genome assembly.
AUGAUACAUAUUGUAGCAAAGGUCAACCAAGCUCAAUUAUAUUUAAAUGAAGAAGUUCUUAGCAUUGAUGAUUAUUCUGAUGAUAGUUUUUAUGUAUUUUCUAUUGAAACAUCGCGAUAUCGCAUUCGUUCUAAACACUUAGUUGUAGCAAUGAAUCCAAAUUUUCAAUCAAUUAAACCAAUCGAAGUAGUUAAGACAUACUGUUAUUGGCCUUAUCGAUGGUGGAAAGAUAGUACAUUAUUUGGAAUAGAUAUUGAUUUAGCUUGGACAAGACAAAAUUGUAUUAGUUUUAUUGAAAUAGCUUCUCGACGUCCACAUGAAAAACACCAAAAUUUAACAAGAGCUGUUUACGAUGAUGGUUUGUGUGUAGAAACCUGGUCGGCACGUAUUAUGAGGUCAUCACAAGCGCAUUUAAUACAAGAAAUUCUAAGAGGUUUGUGCUCAAUAUUUAUUGAUGUUCAAAUGCCACAACCAACGAAAAUGUUUACUCAAAUAUGA